AUGGAUGAUUAUAUAUUAUAAUCCGUUUUCUUGCAAUAGCUUAUCGAUCUUCUUUUUAAAAUCUCAUCAUUUCCUUUAAAAAUGUUAACAUAUUAUGAAAUUAGCAAGCACUCAACUAUUAUGACAUCACCUUUUGUACAACGUCAAAACAAGUAAACAUAUCAUGACAAAACCUUGGGCAUUAUAUUGAUUUCCAUAUUACUUUUUUAAUCGGAUAUUUUGAAUUAAAGUCUAUAUUAAAUUAUAUUAAUCACAAGACAAAUAUGCAAUUCUCUCUCUCUCUCUCUCUCUCUCUCUCUCAGCAGGACCAUCUCAUCUUCUUCCUCCGAUUCCGAUACCUUCUGCCAUAUUCACCGGCCCCCACUACCCCUAUCAAACCGCAAAAUUUCAAAUCAUCUGUCUGUGGUGUGGUGUCUAGUCUAUGCUAUACAGCUGCAGCGCACUCUCAGUUCACAGUCGACAAAUUAAAAAUGAUUGAGAUGAUUAAGUAUCUGAUCGGCUGCGCCGGAGCAAGCGGUUACGGUUCCAAAUCCACCGCCGAGCAAGUCACCGAUGACUGCCAUCGUUUAUGCUCUUGCACCGCCAUCAUCACAGGUGCGACGUCCGGGAUCGGAGCUGAGACGGCUCGCGUCCUGGCUAAGCGCGGUGCUCGUCUUAUCCUGCCUGCUCGGAAUCUAAAGGCCGCCGAGGAGAAUAAGGCUCGUAUCCUGUCGGAGUUUCCUGAUUCGGAGAUUAUUGUUAUGACUCUUGAUCUUAGCUCGCUUCAUUCCGUCAGGAGUUUUGUUUCUGAUUUUGAAGCUCUUAAUCUUCCGCUUAAUCUCCUCAUUAACAACGCCGGGAAAUUUUCUCAGAAUCACUGUAUAUCGGAAGACGGGAUGGAGAUGACGUUUGCAACGAAUUAUCUAGGUCAUUUUUUGUUAACGGAACUGUUGAUGAAGAAUAUGAUAGAGACGGCAAACAUAACCUGCGUACAAGGUCGUAUCGUGAACGUAUCUUCCGGCAUCCAUACCUGGUUUUCCGGCGACUUGAUUCGUUCUCUUGGUCGAAUCACUCGGGAUAAAAGUCAGUACGAUGCAACACGUGCAUAUGCAAUCUCGAAGCUCGCUAACGUUUUGCAUACCAAGGAACUUGCUCGGAGACUCAAGCAAAUGGAGGCGAACGUGACUGUAAACUGUGUGCAUCCUGGGAUCGUGAGAACGGGGCUAACAAGAGAUCACAAAGGCUUUGUAACAGAUCUCGUAUUUUUUCUGUCUUCAAAGCUGUUAAAAACCAUUCCUCAGGCGGCGGCGACCACAUGCUAUGUUGCAAGUGACCCAAGACUAAGAAAUGUGAGCGGAAAAUACUUUGCAGACUGCAACGAAGCUUCAGCAUCAAAACUAGCAUGCGAUCCAGAGGAAGGUGCUCGGCUAUGGUCUUUCUCUAAGAUCAUGGUCUCCAGGGAACCCAGAUCAGAUUUUUCCAGUUUCCAUGGAUUAUAUUAAUUAAUUAAUUAAUUAAUUAAACACACAUAUAUACUACAUAUAUAAUACUACAUGUUAUAAUAGCAUCAAGAUUAAAACAAGAUCUAGAUACUCAAUGGAUUAUAUAUAUUAUAUAUAUCAAAUUAAAAAAUAUACAGAUACUCUAGGAACAUGUUAUGGUUACAACAUAUAUAUAUAUAUAUAUAUAUAUAUAUAUAUAUAUAUAUAUAUAUAUAUAUACUCUAAAGAAAUUACAACAAAGAGAAGAGCUGGCACUUUUAUAAAUAUAUACAUACAU
Lactuca saligna is the source of this 1758-nucleotide messenger RNA. The record is from the annotation of a GenBank genome assembly. Lineage: Eukaryota; Viridiplantae; Streptophyta; Magnoliopsida; Asterales; Asteraceae.